AUGUUUUGUUUCAGGUUUGAAGGAGUGGACUACGUGGGCUGCGACUUGCUGCGGGUGGAAGACUCGAGUGUGUCUUCUGCUGCUGCUUGUCAGCAGCUGUGCAGCACUUUUGCUGCUUGUGCUUUUUUUUCUUUCAAAAAGUCCACAAAAGGAUGUUAUUUGAAGUCUGCUGCUGCUCCUUUUGGAGAAGCAGCAGACCCGGAUGUCAUCUCCGGGCCCCGCAGCUGCAGCAGCAGCAGCAGCAGCAGCAGCAGCAGCGGCGGCGGCGGCGGCGCUGCAGCAGCAGACGCGGACGCAGCAGCAGCAGCAGCAGCAGCAGCAGCAGCAGCAGCAGCAGGGGAGGAGGAGCUUCCUGCUGCUGCAUGCGUCGACAGCAGCACGGAGUACCGGGGCUUCGACUUGGAGACGAAGACCAACGUGGUGUCUGCUGCUUUCUGCCAGCAGCUCUGCAGCAGCAGCAGCAGCAGCAGCAGCAGCAGCAGCAGCAGCAACUGUCUCUUCUGGACUCAUGACAAAAACAAAAACCUUUGCCACUUGAAGGGCGAAGGAGCUGACAGACACAAAGUCAGCAGCAAAGCAACUCUCGGCAUGGUCUCCGCAGCCAGAGACUGCAUCCCCAUCAACCCAGGGUGCCACGUGCUGCACAGCAGCUACUUGGGGACAGUGACGCGGCAGCUGCGGCAAGUGGCGACCUUCGAAGCUUGUCAGCAAAACUGCCAGCUGGACUCUUCUUGCUUCUUCUUCAACUGGAGCAGCAGCAGCAAACUUUGCCAACUUCGUGCUGCUGCUCCUUCUGGCCUCGUCACUGACCACUCUACCCAGGGCCUCGUCGCGGGCCCCAAGUACUGCCCCAACGACGGUCAGCAGCAGCAGCAGCAGCAGCAGCAGCAGCAGCAGCAGCAGCAGGAGUGGUAG
This is a messenger RNA of Eimeria necatrix, 915 nucleotides long. RefSeq lists its product as hypothetical. Gene Ontology annotation, biological process: regulation of transcription by RNA polymerase II; proteolysis. Gene Ontology annotation, cellular component: extracellular region; nucleus. The record is from RefSeq and is a predicted model, not a curated record. Gene Ontology annotation, molecular function: transcription cis-regulatory region binding; protein binding. Lineage: Eukaryota; Apicomplexa; Conoidasida; Eucoccidiorida; Eimeriidae.